Messenger RNA from Penicillium salamii, 873 nucleotides. The record is from the annotation of a GenBank genome assembly. NCBI's taxonomy places the organism in Eukaryota, Fungi, Ascomycota, Eurotiomycetes, Eurotiales, Aspergillaceae.
AUGGCCUCAUUUCAAGCCCUUCGUACUCAGUAUGCAUCAUUGCUGAAGCGGUUUCUCUCUUCGGCAAAGGAAUUUGAGGUAUUGGCCACCGUUCCACCCGACCACUCCGCGGAAUCAGAGACACUCUAUGUCUUAGAUUCCUCCUUCAAUCCCCCCACCCGUGCCCACCUCCGCAUAGCCAGCACCGCCCUCCUGGAGAACCCCAAGCCUCGUCCCCGCCUCUUACUACUCCUUGCCACCCAGAAUGCAGACAAACCCUCUAAGCCGGCGUCCUUCGAGGACCGGCUCGCCAUGAUGGAGUUAUUCGCCCACGAUCUCCGCGCCCGCCUGGCGGAAUCACCGGCCUACGCCGCAUCGGGCCUCACCCAUGCCAUUGAGAUCCUCCCUUUAGUUGAUAUUGGCGUGACUCGAAACCCCUACUUCGUCGACAAGGCUGCCGCUAUUGAAACUUCCGAUUCAUACCCUGUGGCGCUGGAACAGGUCCAUCUGACGGGCUAUGACACCUUGAUUCGGAUCUUCAAUUCGAAAUAUUACCCCCCACAACACACACUGCAGCCACUAGAGCCAUUUUUAUCAAAACAUCGUCUGCGCGUGACAAUGCGACCGAGUGAUGAGUGGGGUGGCAAGGAAGAGCAGCUUGGUUGGAUGGAGGCUCUCGCAAGAGGUGAUCGGGAUGCUGAGGGCGCGCAGCGCGAGUGGGCACAGCGCAUUCAGCUGGUAGAGGGUCGAUCUCCAUCCGAGCAGCCCGUGAGCUCAACUUUGGCCCGUGAAGCUCUGCAAUCCGAUCCCGAGGAUCUGAAACGGCUAGUUCCAGAACAGGUGCGGCAGUUCCUUCUGUCAGAACAUCCCUACUCCGGAAACAGCAAAGUGUAA